AUGGCAAAUGCACAAACACUAAGGGAGUUGGCUGCGCCUAAUUUAAAUCAGCAACCUUUGUGCAUUACUUUUCCAAGUUUAAAUGAUAACACAUCUUUUGAGUUGAAAUUUGGCCUAAUUCACCUCUUACCAUCUUUUCAUGGUUUACCAGGUGAGGAGCCCUAUAAGCACUUGCAGGAGUUCGAUGUCGUAUGCAAUAGUAUGAAACCCCCGGGAAUCACCGAGGAGCAGAUAAAAAUGAGGGCCUUCCCCUUCUCUUUGAAGGACUCUUUGAAUGACUGGCUGUACUACCUACCACCGGGUAGUAUCACCACAUGGGACCAACUAAAGAAAAAAUUCCUGGACAAGUACUUUCCAGCGUCCCGAGAUACAAGCCUGAGGAAGGAGAUAUGCGGCAUCAGACAACACCCAGGCGAGUCCCUCUAUAAAUACUGGGAGAGGUUUAAGAAACUAUGUAUCAAAUGCCCUCAGCAUCAGAUAAGUGAGCAACUGCUCAUUCAAUAUUUCUACGAGGGGCUACUUUUUAGAGACAGGAGUAUAAUCGAUACUGCAAGUGGAGGGGCGUUAGUGAACAAGACUCCUCGGGCAGCAUGGGAAUUGAUAGAGGGGAUGGCUGAAAAUUCGCAGCAGUUUGGCACUAGGGAGGAUGUCCCAACACAUAAGGUGAAUGAGGUGGAAACAUCCUCCAUCCAACAACAAAUUUCUGAAUUGACAUCCUUCGUGCGGCAGCUAGCUGUGGGUAGUGCCUUACAAGCCAAAGUGUGUGGGGUAUGUGCUGCUUUGGGUUAUUCUACAGAGAUGUGUCCACUAGUUCAAGAAGAAAAUGCAGAGCAGGUGAACAUGGCUGGCCACGCGCCUGCGCCAAGAAGGCAGUACGACCCGUACUCAAGUACCUACAAUCUUGGUUGGAGGGACCACCCCAACCUGAGUUAUGGGGGGAACAAGCCGUCUAAUUUCAUGCCAAAUAGACAAUAA
This is a messenger RNA of Coffea arabica (coffee), 975 nucleotides long. RefSeq lists its product as uncharacterized. The record is from RefSeq and is a predicted model, not a curated record. Lineage: Eukaryota; Viridiplantae; Streptophyta; Magnoliopsida; Gentianales; Rubiaceae.